GUUAAAAAUAAUAAUAAAUAAAUAAAUAAAAAAUACUGCAGCGCAUUGAUCUACCGCGCAGCACCGAGUAAACGCGCACUACAAUUUGAAUCAAAUACAGCGUGUCUUGGAACUUAGUAUGGGUAACUGCAGAUGGCAUGACCGCAGUAAAAACUCACAACAGCUUGGCUUCUCGUAAGCGUGUGAACUGGACUUUUAUUUUGUAACGCUGCUAUGGGCUGUGACGUUACACCUCUGCGCGACGGUCCUGCUUUUGUUAUAAAUCGGCAGAAGAAAGAAGAGCUGCUGCUGAAUCGACUGAUCUCCACGUCACACGCUAUUAUAGAGAUGGAGUUCAUUAAAGAGGAGAGUGAAGACGUGAAGAUUGAGGAAAUAAUAAUCAAAUAUGAAGAUCCCGAGGAACAAGCAGAUUUGAUGGCGCUGAAAGAUGAGAGUCAAGAUCUCAAUGAAACGGAUGAGAAAAGUCUGUUAGAGAACCGAGAAUCAGUGACUGCGGAAAAAUCCACAAUGGCUGAGAAGACGUUCUCACCCAAAAGUGAAAAGACAGAUUCAAACGGUGAGUUCAGCUGCCGCCAGUGUGGGAAGAAUUUCACAAAUAAGCAAAACCUCGAAGUCCACAUGAGGAUCCACACCGGAGAGAAGCCCUUCAGCUGCCAGCACUGCGGGAAGAGCUUCAACCAAACUCAAAACCUCAAAGUGCACAUGAGAGUUCACACCGGAGAGAAGCCCUUCAGCUGCCAACAGUGCGGACAGAGUUUCACGCACAAAGGAAACCUCAACGCCCACAUGAGGAUUCACACCGGCGAGAGCGCCUUCAUCUGCAGUCUCUGUGGGAAGAGCUUCUCCAGGAAGGAGAGUCUGAACACUCACAUGAACGUCCACACCGGAGAGAAGCCUUGCAUAUGUGCUCAAUGCGGAAAGAGGUUCAGCUGUAAAGAAACUCUUAAGUUCCACAUGAGGAUCCACACCGGAGAGAAGUGCAGCGUGUGCCAUCACUGCGGAAAGAGUUUCAACCACAAGCGAAGCCUCAACACUCACAUGAGACUGCACACCGGGGAGAAGCCCUUCAUCUGCUCUCAGUGUGGGAAGAGCUUCACCACCAAAGGAAACCUGGAGGUGCACAUGAGGCUUCACACCGGAGAGAAGCCCUUCACGUGUGUUCAGUGCGAGCAGAGUUUCACUUAUCAGAGAGACCUUAAAAGUCACUUGCAGACUCAUUCUUGAAGGAAGUAGUGAGGUUGAUGACAUUUAUAUACUUCUGUUUCAAACGUACAUGGAUGAUCUGGUGCUGCCUUCGCAGAGCUGGAGACCCUUUGCUCUAGCCGGACGCACACAAUUUAACUACACGUCAUGGCAAUGCGUAGUGCAAGAGCUGUGAUUGGUCAGAAUGGUAUCGAUGAUGGGUCUGGGCGGGUCCAAGAGCCGUAAGGGAGGAGCAAGCCUGGUGGCGCGAGUGUUGAACAAGUGACGAGCUCCAGAUGGAUACUUUUGGUUAGCGUUUACUUAAUGAUUCAGUUGUUUCAACUCCAGGUGUGGCAUGGUGGCUCAGUGGUUAGCACUGGUCACUGGUUCGAGUCCUGGCUGGGUCAGUUGGCGUUCCUGUGUGGAGUUUGCAUGUUCCACCUGUGUUGGCGUGGGUUUCCUCCGGGUGCUCCGGUUUACCUCACAAGUCCAAAGACAUGCACUAUAGGGGAAUUGGAUUAACUACAUAGGCUGUAGCAAAUCAGUGUGUAUGGGUGUUUCCCAGUACUGGGUUGUGGCUGGAAGGGCAUCCGCUGUGUAAAACAUAUACCGGAGUAGUGGUCCACUGUGGUUACCCCUGAUGGAAAAAGGACUAAGCCGAAGGAAAACGAAUACAUGAAUGUUGCCAGUUCCCGCUUCUUUUUUCCUUGAAUGCGUGUGAGUUAUGCGCCACGUCAAAGAUUGUAGAAAUACAGAGACUGUUUACUGACAUUACUAUGUAUGGGGAAAAAAGGAACGCUCAGGAUGGCCACCUAGCGAUGUAAGUCCCACCUUUUUCUGGUCGAAAUAGCUAACUGUCGGUCUUUAUAACUAUGCUGUUCUGUGGGGGAGGGGUCUGUAGAGAUUCGUUUGUUACGCCAAACUCUGUCGUUUCGUGACUACUGUGAGCCUGCGUUAAUUUUGACCAGAGAAAAAACAUCACAUAUCGUGUUCUUCCAGUGUUGUCCUUCAGUCUUAGCUCAAGUUUUAUCUGUCCUUAAAGUCCACAUGAACCGGAAGCUGCGACUGUUUUUUUCGUAUUGAUACGCGGUUCCUAGAGAAACAGAAUAUUAAAUGAGAAGACAGUGGGCGUGGCUUGUUUUUCCUACUGCGAGCCGAUUGGACGUAGUAAAGUAGGCGUUUCAUUCAGAAAGGGUUUGGAGAGAGUUAGACUCCUCCUCAUUUCUGUUUGUUGUCAAAAUUACAGCAAGAGGGGCGUAGUUAAGUAUGUUAGCCCCGCCCAUUACCUCAAAAUCAUGCAAUCUGACAAUUUAACUGAAACAAACAGGAAGUGCAUUUUCAAAUUUUGAUUCAAGAUUAAAAAGGGCAAACUACUUUAGUUCUUAAUGACAUGCACAGAUGAAUCGCUCACCACAAAACUAGCAAUGUGAGCUAAGAAAAUCAUAUGGUUAGUUUUAAUUUAAUUCGUUCUUUAAAGUGUUUAAAACAGCAUCCUGUUGUUACCACGGAACAACUGUAAUGUGGCAGGUCAGCUCAGAUUUGGUUGUUGAUUUGAACUAUGUUGUUUUUUUUUUUAGGUAAGCAGAUAUGGAGAUUUUAGAAUGGCCCAUUCAUUUAGACAGGAGUUUGGUUUUGGAUGUACUGGCCGAGGGCUUUGCAAAUAUGGCCGCGGAGUGAGCUAAAUGUUGGCUACUUCUACAGUAAAUUAGCAUUUCACGGAUUUCUGGUGUAAACUUAAAACGCCUGUGAAGAAACUCAACACAAAGGAACAUAGAAACCUCUGCCAGCUAGCAUUUCGGAAGUGUUACUGUCAGAGGAACACAAACAGAACGCAGAAGUAUAAAUGCAUGGCUACAUGAAACACAUGCGCGGUGGGUUAGGUGGUAAAAAUCUGAUGACUUCUCAUGUCCACGGCAAAGUCAGAAGUUGGACAGGUAGUAUUUAGUGUGAACAGAGCUCUUGUGAAAUGCUGAAAACACUAUUUUAAACUGUACAUGUGUAAAUGAACAGUGCCACUCUUUAUUAUAAUGGUGCGUUCACACCAGACGCGGAAGAAGCGUCAAGCGCGAGUGAUUUAUAUGGGAAGUCAAUGCAAAGGCACGAAUGCGGCGCGAAUGGUGCGGCACGAAUUGACCGUUUUGCGUGUUUACUGUAUAGAUCAGGGGUCUCAAACUCAUUUUAGCUCAAGUUCGAAAAUCUGAACUUCAGCAGACAUUCGCGGCGCAUUAACCAAUCAGGAGCUUGCUCUUG
Danio rerio (zebrafish) is the source of this 3432-nucleotide messenger RNA. The record is from RefSeq and is a predicted model, not a curated record. Lineage: Eukaryota; Metazoa; Chordata; Actinopteri; Cypriniformes; Danionidae.